This is a messenger RNA of Ornithodoros turicata, 2049 nucleotides long. RefSeq names its product protein DDI1 homolog 2-like (gene rngo). The record is from RefSeq and is a predicted model, not a curated record. The coding region runs from base 341 to 1690 and encodes 449 amino acids. Gene Ontology annotation, molecular function: aspartic-type endopeptidase activity; protein binding. The transcript has 9 exons. Lineage: Eukaryota; Metazoa; Arthropoda; Arachnida; Ixodida; Argasidae. Gene Ontology annotation, biological process: proteolysis.
UUCUUUUUCUUUCAAUCUCUUUCUCUCUCCCGUUCAUGAAACUUGUAGGCCGGAUUGUAGCGCCCAACUUAAAAGCAACAGUCAUUGUUUGGAGUCCAGUUACGCAAUAGAGCUGAGUAAUAGUAGCGAUUCCUUGUGCACGCACGAGGAAGGAAAACAUAACUUCGUUAACGCAUCCAACAUUUCCCGUGCGCAGUGACAUCGUCAACAGCAGUACGCGAACGGUUCCUUUUUCGUGUGUCAUGAAUUUUGCUCCAAAUUGAUGUUCCCGCUACUAGAACAGUGGAACUUAGGCGUCCUUUUCUCGUGAACGGCAGGUUUCAGCGCCGCAUUUGCUGCCAUGAAGUUGACAAUUACUACACUCACGGGGGAGCUUUACAUGCUGGACGUGAGUCCAGAUGUGGAACUUGAAAAUUUAAAAGCGCUUUCGGAGUACGAAUCUGGCAUACCUGCCAAAGAAAUCGUCGUGAUGCAUGAAGGCCGACCGCUGCUUGACGACAAGAAAAACUUGAAAACGUACGGCAUCAAGGAUGGCGAUGUGCUUCUCAUACAACACUUCGUGCCUCAGCAAGGUACGGGGUCAUCGAGCUCAGGUCAACCUAUGAACAUAGAUUUUAGUAGGAUUCCCAUUCCCAGUACACAACACCCAGUACCGUUAGCAACAGGCAGUACUACGCCUUCAGGAACGGAAAUGAGUAUGGGCCCACUUACAGGAAGUCACGGGGAGGACGACCCAGCCUUCUUACGAGACAUGAUUCUCAAAAACCCCGAACAACUUGCUCUUCUCAAGCACAACAACCCUCAGCUUGGAGAUGCACUUCUCUCUGGUAACCUAGAUACCUUCACGAAGGUGCUGUACCAGCAACAGAAAGAAAAGGCCGACCGCGAUCGCCUACGUAUUUGCAUGAUGAAUGCAGAUCCUUUUGAUCCUGAAACACAAAGGCUAAUUGCUGAAGAAAUUAGGCAACAGAACAUCGACUCAAAUAUGGAAGCAGCUAUGGAAUAUCACCCGGAGAGCUUUGGUCAGGUGAUAAUGCUGUACAUAAACUGCAGAGUGAAUGGGCAUCCCGUGAAAGCCUUUAUUGACUCGGGGGCUCAGACGACGAUAAUGAGUCAGGCGUGUGCGGAGCGAUGCGCCAUCAUCCGCCUGGUGGAUCCGCGUUGGGCAGGCAUUGCCAAAGGAGUUGGGACACAGAAGAUUAUUGGCCGGAUACAUUUGGUGCAAAUCGAAAUUGGAGGUGUGUUCCUUACGUCGUCGUUUUCUGUGCUGGAGGAACAGCCGAUGGACAUGUUGUUGGGCCUUGACAUGCUCAAACGGCACCAGUGCCUGAUCGACCUGAAGCGAAACGUUCUGGUGAUCGGCACAACAGGAACUGAAACACCAUUUCUCGGUGAAGGGGAGCUCCCGGACUGCGCCCGGCAGCCGCCGCUGACAACGCCGAGUACGACCACCCUGCAGGAACAAGAAGACAGAGCCCUAGCUCAAGCCCUCGUUAAGUCCCGGGAAGAAGCAGGACCAUCGAGCGGCAGCCUCCAGCCAGUCGACAACUUCAGCAUGGCCGACGUACAGUACCUUGAAUCGCUGGGCUUUCCAAGACACGAUUGCAUUGUAGAGCUGCGAAAGUUCAACGGAGAUCGGAAUCGGGCGAUGGCCGCCCUAUUUGCAAAGUCUCUGAAAGUGCCUGGAUAGGUUCACACACACACACAGUGCAUAGGUGGGAAGGAGGCCUUGUAUACAACUUGUUUUUCAUUUUUCAAUCUCCUCGGACUGUUUCCAAAAAUAAUACUGCAGGAUCUACGUACGAAAGAUUUCAUAAAUGAAUGGCAUUAGGUUGCAUUCUUAGAAUGGAGGUGCAACCGAAUAUUUUUGCGUGUGAAUGUACUACACAACUGUAACUCAUCUUUUAUUAGCAAGAAUUACGAUAUAAAGAAUGGCACAGGUGAUAGCUGUACCACUUUGUAGAGAGUAGCAAGUCAUUGUAGUGCACUCAGUGUGACUGUGUGGCGAAAUGAGUUCCACUGCAAAUAAAAUGCUGAGAGCACGUUGUA